Molecule: messenger RNA, 1293 nt
Organism: Aspergillus alliaceus
Lineage: Eukaryota; Fungi; Ascomycota; Eurotiomycetes; Eurotiales; Aspergillaceae
Product: isovaleryl-CoA dehydrogenase
Exons: 6
Coding region: 1-1293 (430 amino acids)
Biological process (GO): L-leucine catabolic process
Molecular function (GO): 3-methylbutanoyl-CoA dehydrogenase activity; flavin adenine dinucleotide binding
Source: RefSeq, a predicted model, not a curated record
AUGUCUGCCGCAUUACGUCUUCCAUUCCUCUUGCGCAGCUCGUCCCGAUCACUGGGAUCAAUCAGGAAACCCCUCAUACAGAUCCCCGCAUCGCGAACAUUCGCAACAAAACACCCUAAGGGCUUCGUUCCGCCCACUGAAGAUGAACUGCUAGAGCUACGGGAACGUGUACAGGAAUUUACCAGGCGCGAGAUUACCGAGGAAGUAGCCGCACGGACAGAUGCCCAGAAUGAGUUCCCGGCGGAAAUGUGGAAGAAACUGGGUGAUGCUGGGUUCCUUGGUAUCACCGCCAAUGAAGAAUAUGGCGGACUCUCAAUGGGUUACCAGGCACAUUGUAUAGUUAUGGAAGAGCUUAGCCGUGCAUCAGGAAGUAUCGCCUUAUCCUAUGCUGCGCAUUCUCAACUUUGUGUCAACCAGCUCUCCUUGAACGGUUCACCUGAGCAAAAGGAGCGGUUUUUGCCUGGUCUUCUGUCUGGUGACAAAAUUGGUGCUUUGGCUAUGUCGGAGCAUUCUGCCGGGUCUGACGUUGUUAGUAUGAAAACGACGGCCAAGGCGGUUGAUGGUGGCUACCUGUUGAACGGGACAAAGAUGUGGAUUACCAACGGCCCCGACGCAGAUUUUAUCGUCGUCUACGCCAAAACGGAGCCCGAGAAGGCCUCCAAGGGAAUUACGGCCUUCGUCGUCGAAAAGACAUUCGAGGGAUUCUCCUGCGCACGGAAACUUGACAAGCUUGGAAUGCGCGGCUCAAACACCGGCGAGCUUAUCUUCGACAAUGUAUUCGUUCCCAAGGAGAAUAUCCUCGGCGAGGUGAACCGCGGUGUCAAGGUUUUAAUGGAAGGCCUUGAUCUGGAACGUCUGGUUCUCAGUGCUGGCCCCUUGGGUAUCAUGCAAGCUGCCCUCGACCUCGUCCUUCCUUAUACUCAUGUCCGCAAGCAAUUCGGGACGCCCAUUGCCCACAAUCAAUUGAUCCAGGGUAAGCUGGCAGAUAUGUAUACGAAGCUUCAGGCAUCGCGCGCCUACACGUAUGCCACAGCACGACACGUCGAUAAUUCUGCAUCCUUGGGUGAGGUGAACAUCCGGACACAAGACUGUGCGGGUGCGAUCCUGUAUGCGGCGGAGCGGGCGACGGAGUGUGCGCUUGAUGCUAUUCAGCUGAUGGGUGGCAAUGGCUAUAUCAACGAGAUUCCCGCGGGACGGCUACUUCGUGAUGCGAAGUUGUAUGAGAUUGGGGCUGGAACCAGUGAGAUCAGACGAAUGGUCAUUGGACGGGCGUUCAACAAAGAAUAUGCAUAG